GGUAUGAUCACUUACUUAGUCACAUCCUUGCACUGGCCCAGUGGUACCAGUGAUAACACAAACCUUGCAGCUGUCUCGGGGAUCCUGGGAAUCCAGCAUGGAAGGGAGGAGGGGGCACACUGUAAUCCAGAGCUCUAAAGCCUCAGGUCCUUCCUCCCUGAUCUGUCACAGAUUUCCUUAUGACCUUGAUUCAAGCUCCAUGAACAGUAUACUGGUAAUUUAAUUAUUUUAACUGUUAAAGCUCUGAUUUGUGGCUUACAAACCCAAGCAUUGGAAAUAGGAUGGCAAAAAUAUGGCAACGCAUGUUGCUAUGGAAUGAUACAGCUCAGGAAGAAGGUGGGGACGGAGGGCUGGUGCCAGCACCAUGUCCUGUGCCAGGGCUGAAGUGGGCUGGCAGCUUCCCAUGGGAAGCAGGCAGUUCCGUGGGGCCGGGAUUUACCUGGAGUGGUGUGACAUGGCACAGGGACGUGUGUGGGGGCCCAAAGCAGGACAGCUGUGGUUGCACACUGCAGCCUCCAACCUCAAACCUCAAACAGUCAGAGAGGAGCCAGGGAGCAGCAACGGGGCGAUAAGUUACCUGACUGCUUUUAUAUCCAUUUAAUAACUUCUGCUGAAGGUAAGGCAAGGAGUCAAGCUGGCUCAAACCCUGCAGUAAUACCUCUGACUUUAAAGUAAAUAAAAGCAAACCAAACCCUCCCCAUUGCCCUCCUGGUGCUCUCGAGCAUCAGUGCACAGACCUCUCUCCAGGAGCCCCCCAGGCUUGCAGCAGCACCCCUGUUGCCCCUCUCCCCCACCAUUGCCCAUGUCUGUGCAUACGCUUACAGAUGCUCUCUCACAGACUACAAAAGCAGCAAAUAUAAUAAUGUGAUCCAACUGUUCAGCGCUAGGCUAGAAAGAAGUGUUUUUCUGCCAUUAUGUGAAAAUUUAGCGUGACUGGAACAGGGUCUGCAUUUGAUUAGGCAAUUUAAGAAAUGUAAGAGACUUCAUACUGUAGGGCAGUGCUGCAAAACAAUUGCUCGGAACAUGUUCUAAAAUUGGUUUGCCUUCACCAGAUUUCCAUGUGUUUCUGCACGGCAUCUCAAAUGAAAAUAUGAAGAGUCACGUGGCAAGGGGCUGCAUUUUGAUAUUGUAGUAAAUAAAAGCAGCAGUUUAAACAAUUAUUCUAAAUACUGAAUUGCUUUUGAGAGGAGAAAACACAAAACUCUCCCUUUAUUUGUUUUCCAGCCUAGGAAAGACGUUUCAUAACACGUCCUUUGACUGAUGUUAGUUAAUCUUUAAUGCUUAACAAGAUAAUAGUAAUCGUAACUUUGAGCUCAGGCUUCCUCCGGUUUUCCAUGUCUGCAUUUGUACACAUAAUUGAUUGUGGCCAGGAAAGUGGCAAAGCACAUGCUCUGCAUGUACAAAGAGGGAACCGGGUGGCCAGCUACCAGACUUGUCCAUGCAGAAAAACCAAGACUGGCUAGAAAGUCGCCUGUUCACUGGUCUCUAGAGGCAGUAUUCCUGUGGGCAGGGCUGGCUGGCUACUCCGGCAUACUGAUAAUACCAGUGUGGUGCUUAGGAUGCUCUGAUGUGUUGCUUGCCAGCUAAUAGUCUCCCUCUCCCCUCCCAUUUUCCAGCAGCCAUUUACUUUCUCUUGCAAGUGAGCAGUGCCGCUUUGCCCAGCAGCUUCAGCCAGCAGCCCUAUACCCAGCGAGGUGCAACACUGCAACACGCCACAUGGGGUGCACUGAUGGGAAGAGGAGAUGAUGCUUUCUGGAGCGAGGUUGAUGCCAGCAUUGUCUGGGGCAUGACCUGUUAGCUGGAUAUCUUAGAGGGCCCAGCACUGGACUUGCUCUGGGGGAAAGAAGCUCUGGCAUCACUGUGCUCAUGCACAUCAAGGCUGAGACCUACACUGUGCCCACACCUGUGCAUACUGGCUCCUACCUGUCCCAGCACUGCCUUAUCAGGUGCUGCCUGAUGGUGCUGAAAGGAGUGGGCAGCCUUGCUGUGUAAAUCACAUGGGCCUGUGUGCAGAGUGGGUUCUUGCUUCCCUUACAGCUCUCACCCACAUUUGUAGUGGAUUCUUAGAGGAUGGAAUAGGUGAUACUUUGGUCUAGGUUUAGGGUUUUGUUUGAGGCUGUUUGGGGUGCUUUGGUUGUUUCUAUGUCCAAGCCUGUAUGUAUUAUAAGUAAUAAGAUCUGUGCCAUCUCAGUUUGAGACAUCUCUGGUUUUCAGGAUAAAAACUCACAAUUUGAGAUUUCAGACUCAAAAGCACACAGAAAAUGCCUGACACCCCAUGCCCAGCUGUGGGCUGGCAGCAUACCCUGCAUGCUCAGCCUGAUGAGCUGCAGCCGCCUGCCCUAGUGGGAUGGCAUUGCAUUCUGUGCUUUGGGGUUGGAGCUUAUGUUGCCAGUUCUGCCCACAGACAGGAAUUAACGGGGUCAGUGCUGAGAGUACAGCACAAACCCCAACAUCCCUCUCCUCUGCACCCUUCCUUGAACACUUCUGUGAAUAAACACAGCCUUUGCUCCGGCGGUCUCAGCUGGGCAUAAGCAAGUUUGAAUUGAUAGAACACAAGGCGUGCUGAAGUGGUGAAUCCGGAGCAGGGCGUGAGCUGAAGUGCCUGCGCUUUAUCGCCUGCAGCUCAACACCAGCACACUUUCCAGGGAACGUGUGUUUGCAGGAGUUCUGCACAACAGACAGCAGAUCUGACUGUAGAUAUGAGCUGAAAUCAAAGGUUGUUUGCAGCUGGAGGACUUUUGUAUCGCCCUGGUAAAGGAAGGUAGUUAACAUUCACUCUCAAAAAUUAACUUAAAAUAAACAUAAUUGAAGCAAUCACUUACGGUUUGCUCAGCAUUUUAUUUCCUUUCCUGCUGAAACUAUCUUGCAUUCGAGUAAAUUUUUAAUCGCAAGAGAAUUUAGCCCUCAACGUGCACCUAAUCAGCCACUAAGCAUUUGCAUCAUUAAAAGUCACCCUAUCCAUUUUGCAAGUGUUGUCAGCUUGUUCAGAGAAGAGGGGUGUGCUUUCUGUAAUGUUAAAAGCCUGCAAACAACUGGAGUGUAACCAGCAAUACCAUAAGCCAAUUAAGAUGAAAGCUGUGAUGCUCAGUGGUGGGGUUUCAUCACUAAAUAUUAAACUUUUUUUUGGUACUUAGACAUAGAUCAAGAGGUGUUAAUGCAAAAAUCCUUAAAAGAAGUCGUGUUAUCUUAUAAUAACAGACUUGCUUUUUGCACUUUUGUGCUCAAUUAAUGUCAUAGCUCCAAACAUCCUAAAUUUUUCUUCAGAGCUGCAGAUGUUAAGACUGUUGUUAGGAGGAGUAUGGAUGGUGCAGAGCACAGGUUAUGAGCUGAGCGUGCCUUUAUAGGACAGAAACUUUUUUUUUCCUUAUCUAUUUAUUUAUACAUAACAAUGCUGUAAGUUUUUAGAGGGACUUCAGUAAUAACUUAAUCAUGCUUCUAUUGUUAGAACCACAAAUAUUUUGCUGUGUUAUUUGAUAAUUAGCUGAAGCAAUUUGUCACCAAGCUCCACAAUAUGGAUUUACCACAUCAUAGCAGAUCUCUGGAUUUAAAUGUACAUUAAAUCUCUGUGCCAAGCAGUGCCUGCAGGACGUUACUGAAGUCAGCCUUCAUUAACAGAAACAUGUUUACAAGGAGCACAUCUGAAAAAACAAGUUGCAAUUGCAUCAUUAGAAAAUGUGUGUGUGUAUAUGACCUGAAAUGGGAGAAUGAUCCCUUGCUUCUCACAUACCUGCAUCUAUAUACCCAUAUGGAUUCAUAAGGCUGUUGUUGCAUUUUAUGUAGAGAGUUGUGUGCCAUGUAAACAAAAGAGGAUUUGACACAGUAAGACAUAGAGGGACUAAAAAUAGAGGCGACAAAGAAUUUUUUUCUCCCUUUCUGUGGAGUUCAAGCCAUGCAACCCUGGGCUGUGUUGGUCAUAUAUUUUGGCUCAGAUCAUACAAAAUUGCUGCAUUUUCCUGUUCUAAUGACCAGCACACUUUGCCCUGCGAGGCCCUCGGGUGGCAGCGCUGCGGGUGCCUCAAGCCCUGCCUGGCUGAGGGACGUGACGGCUCCACAGAAGGCCUGCACCGUGUUUGUGUGUUCUGUGCCAAAUGUUUCAUCUUCCAGAAAGAUGGACUCGUUUGGCAAGAGCCUGCCUGCCUUUGCUUACUACUGCUGGUGAAGGCAGAGCACCAGCACUGUACCCGGGAGCCCGUCUGUGCCUCCUCCCACGUGGCAGCAGGUCCUGCCAGCAGUGAGCCACCUGCAGAGCCUCGCUCCCAUAAGCACAAAUCCCUGCCAGCGCUUCUGCGAGCCUGGUGAGGGCCGGAAUCUGAACCAGGCCCUUUGCAGCUUGUGGUUCUCAGCAUGAGCGAUCGGAACAUCAAAAUAUAAGCCCUGAGGCUAUAGUAUUAUUUUAAUGUAACUAGUCCUUGGGAUACGAAAAAGUUUGGGAGGGAGGUGAUAAAAGCUAGUAGGUUCCCAUUCAGAGACUGACAUAACUGUUACUUGGUUACAAGAGGAACUGACUGUGACUUGCUAUCACCUGGCUGGCAGAGCUCUUGGUUGUGGUCAGAAGGCUUCAAGGCGCUGGCAUGAAAAACUUCCUGAGCACCUGUGAGCAGGCAGUAGUGAAGGACUUCUCUUUAACUUCUGCCUUACUAGCAGAGUGGUCUCAUGCUCAAACUUGCAGAGGUUCCAUGUCAGAAAGGCUGGUUCAUGCCCUCAGAGGUGCCAGCAGGGAGCUUCUCAUGCAGGGUAAGGACCACAGGACAGUGGGGAUUUCCUGCUUAGUCAGCACCCACAGCCCUGGGGGACUGAGGGAAGCCACAUCUCCGAACGUGACCGAGCUCACGGAGCAGCUCUGCCUGGUGCUCAGCAUCACUGUUAGCACAUGGCAGCAGGUGCCAAGGAGGUGCUGCAUCUCACCUGGGAGCCUGGUUCCAGCCUGUUGGAAGGGAGGCAGUGCAGUCAUUGAAGCCUCUUUGUGUUAUGUGUCUGUUUUUCAGCUUGUUUUUUAUUGCAGCCCUAUUCUCUUUUGCCUCACCAGCCUCUCCCAGAGUAACUUUCAAGAUAGAUUUUCCAUUCUGACCUAUCUCAAACUUCUGCCUGGAUUUGCCAUACCACACUCCCAUCUGUGCUUAGCAUUUUGCGAAACGUUUAUUGUGUUAAGGAGACUUAUAAUUUUGUUUUGAGCAAAUAGAAGAUAUUGCAUCAGUCUGGGUUGAAGCUAUUUUGUGCAGCUUCUCUCCAGCUGGCUGAGUGCCCUUUCCCUUCCCCCUCCUCCUACGUGGCAGCGCACGCAGAGCUGACUGAUGGAGUGUCACCCGCGCCUUGUCAGAGGCUGCAGAGAUUAAUGGGCAGGGAACAGCGGCCUCUUCCCCUUCAUGUGUGAUUGUUUGAAGGAAGGGCUCAUAUUUUAACAGAAGCGAUACCCUCCUCCUCUGGGUUCCCCCAGUCAGAGUUGAAGAAUGGGACUCGUAUCUGAGAUUGAAGGGUGCCAGGCGUAGGCUAUGUAGGUAUCUGGGCCCACUUCUGGCCGCCUUCUUGCACAGCAGCACUCAGCCUGAAGCUCGUUUCACUCAGGCUGCUCCCUCUGCACCGGCGUGGGCUUGUGCCAGCAGCUAGCAUUGCUACCUCUGCUCCUUUGUAUUUGCAGACGUGACGAGUAGUGGCACAGAGCAGAUGCUGGAUGGUCUCUGAUCAGUUCCUUGCCUUCCUCCCUCCGUGCCCGUGGCCAACUCUCCCGUGCUGCAGGGAGAGCAAUGCUUGCAACCCAGAGCAGCUCAGGUGCUUUGAGCGCUUUGCUUGCUUGUUGGCCGUGGUCACAAAUUCAGCCCUGGUCUGCGCCUCGAUUGCCCAGCUGCAGAACAGGGAUAGCAGCGCGGUACUUUCCAAAAGAUUGCAUUUGCCAUGAAUUAUUUCCUAGCAUUUCUAAAAUUUAUAAGAGAAAUUAAUUGAAGACUGGUUUGGAUCCUGGCUGCGGAAAAACAAUCAGACCCAGAGUAUGAUUGUUUGCUGCAUUUUCUUGAGAGUAGACAUUGCCAGCGUUUCAUAAUCAGCUGUUCUGUCCAAAGAGAUACUUAUUUGUUAUUUGUAGUCCACAGUAGUGACUUCCAUAAUAGGUUUGACUGAAACAGGAAUUAUGUCUUUCACACCAGCAUAUCUGUGCGUACCAGAAGCGUACACCUGGCUGUCAUAAAGCCCUGUUCCAAGGGCUUCUCUGAUUAUCCGCAGAACAGCUGCUCUUCAAGUUCAUUAUCUUUGCAGUGGUUGCGAUCUCAUGUUUGUGUCCAACCAGUUAAAAGGUGCAUUUAAAUGCCUCUUAAAGCGGGUGCCUUUGUGUCUGUGUGUUAGAAAUCAGGGUACUGUUCAUUUUCUGGUGAUAUUUUAAUAAGCAAAACAUUAAGGAAUCCUGUGCUGACCUGGCUGGGUACGGGCUGCUGACCCCAUCCAGUUCUGAACAUAAGUGUUACCACCCCUUCUGUGUUCUCACAGUUCAUAUCUGGUAUAUAUUCAGAGUUUUCGGGGUUUUUUUCUUGAGGAAUCCAUAAAUGUGGGUUUGUUUCUGUUCCUGAUGCAGUCUCUGGGGAAACACAUCCUGUGGUUUUACAUUUACAAAAGUUUGCCUUGUUUUCUAGGGACUAAAAGUUGGGAUUACAGCGUACUGAAUAGUGACCCUAACUGAGGGAACGGUCUCGCUCUUGGUGUACCUGGUGUUUUGGUUGUUUCCUUUCUGGUUUUGUGACAGUGGUAUUUUUAGGUCAUGGCUGUAGUGGCCCAUACACAGCAAACUGCCCUUUUGUUCUCAGCCGCAUUCUGAGUCCAGAACGCAGUGCGUGCUUUUGUAAAGGAAAUUACAUGCAAGUUUCAAAUUUGUUGCCCCAUGGAAUUCUUCCUCACUGAGAUGCUGGGAGGAAAGAAGAAAUAAAGAAACUCUUCCUAACAUAUGCUCGUAGUAGCAGAAGUUGUACAACUUGCAGGCUGUGUGCAUUUUACAGCUGGGAUAAGGUCUCUUUGAGUCACGAUGUGUGGCCAUGAACCUCCUCAUCUUCUACGCUAACUAAAGUUUCAAUGACUGGGAGACCAUCUUGCUCCGUCCCCGUUUGUAUUCAUUCACUCUCUAAGGAAGCGAGGCUUCAGGGAGGACUUUUACUCGGCACCGGAUAGAUGUUCCUGCCCAGCAUGUGCCAGUUAGGUGCCUCCAUGCCUCUCCUCUGCCUGGGCCAGCAGUGGGGCGGAUGUUUGGAGUCUGCUCCAAAAAAGGGACCGUGUAACCAUUACUGAUUUGUUGUUGUGCCUGGGAGCCGCCGUGCUGCAGGACUUUGCUGAAAUGUGCUUUCACAAGAAAGAACUAAUUUGACUAACUUUAUUAAUUCCAGUUUGUUUUAAGUUUGCUCAUUAGUAAUUUAAAGCAAGAUGCUUCAGCUGGAGAGGCCAUGUCAGGACAAGGAGGAGCAGAGGGAAAGUGCCAGGAAUCAUUAGUGUUUAUUAACCACUGUGCUCAUCAAUCUUGAGUGAGAGCACAGCCCAUCCGUUCUGGACGGGUGGACUGGGAUACAGGAAUAUCAUUAACAGGGGGAAAUGCUCCUUUUCAGGUCAGUCCGUGAUGGCCAGGCGUUCAGACAACACCCACAGCCACACGGCCCUCACCAAACAGCACUUGCACUGCCGUUGGUCUCCUCGCAGUCUGACCUGAACUCGGAGAGCUCGGCAGCUCUGUGGAUGGGAGGAGCCUUGCCCCUAGCCAGCUGUAGGAUUAAUUAACAAAUACAGUUUUCUCAACCCAAGUAAACAUUACUAAAAGGUUAAGUGUUGUUAUGAAGGGGUUUUUUAAUUGCUUUUCAAAUUAUUAAAUGAUUAAAACUUAAGUGCUUUGCUGGAUCAGGCCUGGCACUUUGUGCUGGCAAUGGAUACAUCUCACAGCAAUUUUAACACAAAAAUCGAAAGGCUUUUUUAAUUAUUAUUAUUUUUUUUCUGUUUAGAGAAUGCAUUUAAUAACUGAUUCCAGCAACUGCACGGCAUUGGAGUGGUGACUCAAAGCUCUGACCUGUGAAUCGGGGCUGAAUGAAUGCUUCCAAAAGGUAGUUUAACGGUGUCUCCAGGAAGGCAGCGCCCAUCGCUCACCAGCCAUGAGGCUUCCUCUGCUGUGCGCCUCUGUGAUGCUAAUGAGUCUGUCCCAGUGCCGAGCUGUCAGCUUUCCUGAAGAUGAGGACCCUAUUAACAUUGUUGACUACCACUAUUCAAGGCAAUAUCCAGUAUUUAGAGGACGCCCUUCAGGCAAUGAAUCUCAGCACAGACUGGACUUCCAACUGAUGCUGAAAAUUCGAGACACACUUUAUAUCGCUGGCAGGGAUCAAGUUUACACUGUAAACUUAAAUGAAGUUCCAAAAUCAGAAGUUACUCCAAGCAGGAAAUUAACAUGGAGGUCAAGGCAGCAGGACAGAGAGAACUGUGCUAUGAAAGGAAAACAUAAAGAUGAAUGCCAUAACUUCAUUAAAGUCUUUGUUCCAAGAAAUGACGAGAUGGUGUUUGUCUGUGGAACAAAUGCAUUUAAUCCUAUGUGCAGAUACUAUCGGCUGAGUACGUUAGAGUAUGAUGGGGAGGAAAUUAGUGGUUUGGCAAGAUGCCCAUUUGAUGCCAGACAAACCAAUGUCGCCCUCUUUGCUGAUGGAAAAUUGUAUUCAGCAACAGUAGCAGAUUUCCUGGCAAGUGAUGCUGUUAUUUAUCGCAGCAUGGGAGAUGGAUCUGCCCUAAGAACAAUAAAGUAUGAUUCCAAAUGGAUAAAAGAGCCACACUUUCUCCAUGCCAUAGAAUAUGGGAACUACGUGUAUUUCUUCUUUCGAGAAAUUGCUGUAGAGCACAAUAAUUUAGGCAAGGCUGUGUAUUCCCGUGUGGCACGCAUAUGCAAAAAUGACAUGGGGGGUUCCCAGAGAGUACUGGAAAAACAUUGGACAUCCUUUCUGAAAGCUCGGCUCAACUGCUCCGUUCCUGGGGAUUCGUUCUUCUACUUUGAUGUUCUACAGUCUAUCACGGACAUAAUAGAAAUCAAUGGAAUCCCCACGGUUGUCGGUGUAUUCACUACACAGCUUAACAGCAUCCCUGGUUCAGCAGUGUGUGCUUUCAGCAUGGAUGACAUUGAGAAGGUCUUCAAAGGGAGAUUCAAAGAACAAAAAACUCCUGACUCUGUUUGGACAGCUGUACCUGAAGACAAGGUACCAAAGCCAAGACCUGGCUGCUGUGCAAAACAUGGCCUAGCAGAAGCUUACAAAACCUCCAUUGAUUUCCCAGACGAAACAUUGUCCUUCAUCAAAUCUCAUCCUUUGAUGGAUUCAGCUGUUCCCUCAAUCAUUGAGGAGCCUUGGUUUACCAAAACACGCGUCAGAUACAGAUUGACAGCAAUUGCUGUAGAUCACGCUGCUGGACCACACCAGAACUACACAGUCAUAUUUGUUGGCUCCGAAGCAGGAGUAGUACUUAAAAUCUUGGCAAAGACCAGACCUUUCUCUUUGAAUGACAGUGUAUUACUGGAAGAGAUUGAAGCAUAUAAUCAUGCGAAGUGUAAUGCUGAGAGCGAGGAAGACAGAAGAGUCAUUUCCCUUCAGCUGGAUAGAGACCACCAUGCUCUGUUUGUGGCGUUCUCCAGCUGUGUCGUUAGAAUUCCUCUGAGCCGGUGUGAGCGUCACGGGUCAUGUAAAAAGGCAUGUAUUGCUUCUCGGGAUCCAUACUGUGGCUGGUUAGACCACGAGGAGUGUGGGAGAGUGACGCCAGGCAUGCCGUUCUCUUUGUUUGUUUCAUACAACCACAGCACUGGAGGAUAUGUACAAGAUGUAGAAUAUGGCAACACAGCGCAGCUUGGGGACUGCCACGAAAUUUUGCCUACUACAGCUACACCAGAUUACAAAAUAUUUGGCGACCCAACAUCUGACAUGAAGUUCUCCUCAGCUUCCAUUACCACAAUGGCAAGUAUCCCAGUUAUAUCACCUAGAGUGAUUGGUUCCUGGAAACCUAAAGUGACUGGCUCUCGGAAAUUUGUAGUUCAAGAUGACCCAAACACUUCUGAUUAUUCUGAUCCAUUAUCAGGUGUCCCAAAGGGUGUAAGGUGGGAAGUGCAAUCAGGAGAGUCCAACCAAAUGGUACACAUGAAUGUCCUAAUCACUUGUGUCUUUGCUGCUUUUGUCCUGGGAGCCUUUAUUGCGGGAGUGGCUGUGUACUGUUAUCGAGAUGUGUUUGUACGGAAAUCCAGGAAAAUACACAAGGAUGCAGAAUCUGCUCAGUCCUGUACAGACUCCAGUGGGAGCUUUGCUAAACUGAAUGGGCUUUUUGAUAGUCCCGUCAAGGAAUAUCAACAAAACAUCGAUUCGCCCAAACUCUACACCAACCUGUUGACUAGCAGAAAGGAACUGCCACCAAAUGGCGAUAUGAAGUCCAUGAUGAUGGACCACAGAGGCCAGCCUCCGGAAUUAGCUGCACUUCCGACUCCUGAAUCCACACCGGUUCUUCAGCAAAAGACUCUGCAAGCCAUGAAAAGUCAGUCAGACAAAGCACACGGUAACCUCAAUGCUUCGCGAAAGGAAACCCCGCUAAAGAGCCCUCAGUUUUUUCCUUCCAGUCCUCCGCCCCACUCUCCUCUGAGCCAUGGACAUAUACCCAGUGCUAUCGUUCUUCCCAAUGCUACUCAUGAUUACAAUACAUCUUUCUCAAAUUCUAAUGCGCACAAGGCAGACAAAAAGAUGCAACAUAUUGAUCACCCACUUACAAAACCAUCCAGCAAAAGAGACCACAGGAGGUCUGUUGAUUCCAGGAACACCCUGAAUGAUUUUCUGAAACACUUAAAUGAAACUACUAGUAAUCCCAAAGCAAUUAUGGGAGAUAUUCAAGUGGCUCACCAGACUUUAAUGCUGGAUCCAAUGGGAAAUAUGUCUGAGAUCCCACCUAAAGUUCCCAACAGGGAGGCAUCUUUAUACUCUCCACCAUCAACUCUUCCGAGAAACAGCCCCACAAAACGGGUGGACGUUCCCACCACACCUGCAGUACCGAUGACCUCUUUGGAAAGGCAGAGAGGUUAUCACAAAAAUUCUUCACAAAGGCAUUCAAUAUCUGCCCUUCCUAAAAACUUAAACUCACCAAAUGGUGUUUUGUUAUCCAGACAGCCCAGUAUUAAUCGGGGGGGCUAUGUGACUCCCACAGCAGGCACAAAGAUGGACUACAUGCAAGGAACCCCUGUCAGCGUUCACCUCCAGCCUUCCUUGUCCAGGCAAAGCAGUUACACGAGCAACGGCACGCUUCCUCGUACAGGAAUAAAGAGGACACCCUCAUUAAAACCUGAUGUGCCACCAAAACCCUCAUUUGUUCCUCAAACAACAUCAGUCAGACCACUGAACAAAUACAGUUACUAGGAUGUGUCUGUCCUAAAAAUGAGUGUGGCAUUGACCUGUACAGGUUGUGAGAUGAUGUUGUGGUAGACACAUAAGACAGAGACUUGCUUGUAAUUAAAGAGAACAAAGUGGCCAAAGAAACUGUCUUUACUUCAGCAACAUCUGUGUCUUGCCACAGGUAGCUACAGCAAGACUUUGUGUGCUUGCUAAGAGCAAAUGAAAAAAGAAAAACAAAACAAAGGAAAGUGCUGGUCAUUACAUUUCUUUUGUUUGGAGCUAAGGAGACAUGUAGCACAAUGGGGUGGGGGCUACUUUACUGUUCUGAAUAGCUAAAAAAAAAAAAAGUUAUUGGGAAAAGAAAUCUGUAAGCAAAUACUUGAAAAAUGGGUUCCAUUUUAGACUGCCAUUAAGCGUGGUCCUUCCCAUUAAAUGUGAACAUUUUAAUAUGUAUGCAUUCACCUUGCCUCUUGCACAAAUGUCAGAAAAUGGUAAUGUCUCAAUGAAUAUCUGGGUUAAUAAUCAAUUUGCUGGAAUUCAGUCUCUGGCCCAACUGUAGCAUUUAUUUUUAUUUCUUUUUUUUCUCCUCGUGUGUGGCAUUUUGUUUGUGCCACAGAUAAAGCUGUGCGUGUGUGUGGGUGUACAUGUGUACUGUACACACUAGGAUGUACUUAGUUUCCCAUUGCAUCUUUUAUGCUAUGGAAUUGUUUACAUUGAGCAUGACUGAACAAACAGAUGACUCUGCCUUCAGCAGCCCAUUGGGUUCAGUUUGGCGACAGCCAAGGAAGAACUGCGCGUUGCCGCCAGCCUUCUGCAUGACAGCCUCGAUGAAGUAAUCACCCAGCAAGAGAGUGCAGAUACCUUUAAUUCUUCAUAACUCUGUUAUGCUGCUAUUGAUUCAGAGCUGUGCAUUUCAAAUCUAGUCAUUUGGGCUGGAAUGGGGGAGUUCUGCUGUGUUUCCACAGUGCCUCCAUCCAAUACCUGGCCACUGUGAACCUGAGCCCCUGUACUUCUCAUUGAGGGCAGCUAAUCACAAUUCAUUUGGCAAAGGCCUGCGUAACUGGAGAAGGUUACACUUUUGUUGCAUUUAAAGAUGCCCUGUAGUCUGAUAGACUCUUGUCAGAGAAAAAAAAAAAGAAAGAAAGACACAUUAAUUGGCCUGGCAGAAGCAGUCUGUGAAAAAUCAACAGUAGUGCAAUCAAUUUGUUUUUGUUGUGUAAUGUAAGGGGUUUUUUUGUUUUGUUUUGUUUUUUUCCAAAGUCAUGCAGGUAAUGACAAUAUUCUGUAAAUAUUAUGUGUGAGUUUACCUGAAUCUGUGCAUUUUGUGCCUUAUUCAUGCAAAUGAUAAAAGUACUAAAAAAAAAAAAAAAAAAAUCUGUCAAGUGUUCUCACUAUAGCACAUAUCUCCUGAGUGCCAGUUGUAAAACCUCCCAACAGCACCCCCCAGAAAAAGAUAAUAAGCAAGGAUAAUUAAUGAUAACUAAAGGCAGCCUACAAUCCAAGAAGACAGCAGCAUUAAAUCACCUUGCCAUGAUAAACAUUCCACUCCAGCUCUCCGAAGGAUCAAACAGUUAUAAUGUGAAAUCAAAUGAGGUUUCUAGGGUAAUGGAACACCUGCUAAAGUUGUGUAAGCUAUUUAGUAGGUUUUACAGUAUCCACUUACAGCUGAUGUUCAACACAGAUGGCUAUUUUAGCUUGCAAACUACACACUACCACAUUGUUUAUUGAACAUAACUAUAGAAAUAACCGUGGCAGAGGAAUAUUCAUGAAUUAGCGGGACAAAUAACUGCAAUGGGUUUCAGAGACGGUGGAGAUUUAUGUUAUGUGUUGGAAGGGGAGAAAAGGUUAGUCACUGAAAACUGGAUCUCUUUUACAGAACAAAGAAUAAAGGACAGAAGUAGUCAUUUUUUCUUGUAAGGCUGUAAGGGACAUUUAUUUCCUGAGACCUCUGGAUCCAAAAAUCAAUGAUCUCUCUUCCUAAACACUUCUGUCUUGCAACUAAAACACUACAGAUUAAUAACAUAAAAAUGUACUCGGUUGUCAAAAGACAAAAACUGAUCAGAAUUCACUCUACAAAUAUUAAUUAAUAAAGACUUGUGUGAAAUCGAAAGAUAAAUGUAUGUGAACCCUGAUAACCUCCUGUAACAUUGUGCUGCCUUGUAGAUGGUAAUGUGAGUUCUCUCAGUAUUUAUGUUGAAAUUUCUAACAUUCAACCUAGUCUUUAUUCUGUUAAUUUAAUAAUAAAAGAUGCUUUAUCCAUUUGUGCAAAGGUAAACGCAGAUUGUAUCUUUUUUAAUGGUACGGCAUAAAAAAGUAACCCUUAAAUGAAGCUGCUCUAUACUAUAGAGUACUUUAACAUGUAUAGAUAUCUUGUAAACUUGUAUUGUGGAUGUGUAAAUAAUACGUUCUUUGGGUUUUUAACACCGCAUGUAAAGUGAAAAUAAAAUAUUCCAAUGUA
Gallus gallus (chicken) is the source of this 13809-nucleotide messenger RNA. It is a transcript of the gene SEMA6D, whose product is annotated as semaphorin 6D. The coding region runs from base 8109 to 11375 and encodes 1088 amino acids. The record is from RefSeq and is a predicted model, not a curated record. Gene Ontology annotation, biological process: semaphorin-plexin signaling pathway; axon guidance; positive regulation of cell migration. The transcript has 19 exons. Gene Ontology annotation, molecular function: semaphorin receptor binding; chemorepellent activity. NCBI's taxonomy places the organism in Eukaryota, Metazoa, Chordata, Aves, Galliformes, Phasianidae.